This is a messenger RNA of Prorocentrum cordatum, 2122 nucleotides long. The record is from the annotation of a GenBank genome assembly. NCBI's taxonomy places the organism in Eukaryota, Dinophyceae, Prorocentrales, Prorocentraceae.
CGUUGCCAUGUCCUCGUCCUCCUCGCCAUGCGUGGCUUGCAGUGACUGCUGCGACUGUUUCCUUUUUUCCGCCGCAGCAUGUUUGGCCCAAAUUCGGCUGCAAGUUUACUUGCUGGUCGCAGCGGGCGGCUAUGCCGAACAGUUUCGCGCUCCCAGGGGUGUUCGAUAGAGGAAGCAUCUGGGAAGAGCUUCGCAUCAUGGCCCGUUUCGCACGCUGCCUGCUUGCGGCCCCGAGGGGCUCGCAUACCUUCGCAGGAGAUGGCGACGACUCUGAGCUGGAGAGAGUGCUGCACGCCUUCGAGACGGGCUCUCAGACGAGCCCCGAGGACUGCGACAUUCUGCGAGCCUUCAUUUCUUGCCACAACGCGCGCAGACUCACGCUCGCAGACCGCGCCUCUUGGCCCCGAGCGGAGCUGCAGCAGAUGGCUGCGAGGUUGAGCCCGCUGACCGAGCUCCUGCCACCGCCCACGCCCUGCGAGUACGUGGAGGACAGCAUCGCCUGGUCCUGCUUCGGGUCGCACUCUCGGCGGGAGGCGUGGCUGGGCCACGGGUACUUCUUUCGGCAGCGGACACGCGACGAUGAACCGCUCGACAACGCAGCCGGCAGCGCCAUGAGCGAUUACGACGUGCUGGAGGACGGUUUUACACGGCUAAGGGGCGCCUCGGUGCUUGCGGCAGAUUGUGCCCAGCUGCGCCUUGACUAUCCUGCUCUCCAGGGCUUGAACGAUGCUGAGAUCGGAAGCUGGUUGGUAGAGCAGUGCGGCUACUUGUCGGCUGGCCAGCUGAGGAGGUUGCAGGCAGGCGGGGACCACCACGAGCUGCUGGGGCUUCACCAGCUGCCGGGGGACCUCGAGCAGCUGGUGGACACCGAUGCGCCUAGGAGGGCCGCGCUCAGGCUGAGGUCGGGGGGGCGGGCGGCCACCUUCUUCGUGGACGGGCGCUACUCCAUCUCGGCCGAGGGGCUGCAGGCGCAGAUGCUGGACGUGAAGGGCGUCGGCACCCACAGCGACGCCCUCCUGUCGAGCCCGAAGACCACGGGCUUGCUCAACCUUGCGGACGCCCUGACGGAGGUGUGUUACCAGCGGCUUGUGCAGCGUAUCGCGGAGCUCGAGGGCGCCAACUGGAGCACAGUGCGGUACUAUGCAAUCCUGGACACAGGGCUCCAGUACCGGUCGACGAACCCAGCUACUGGUUGGGACGGCGAGCGUUGCGUGUUGUUGGUCCGGCAGCCGCAAUCAAGGUUUCUGGACGAUUACGAUGGCUUCAAUUUCAGUGGUGUGGCGCCUGCCGAUGUCUUGGGCACGGGGACUGGCAAGAUGAUGAAGGAGGCUCUGCAGAAAUACGGUGUCUCGGCUGAGUUUGUGCCAUCGGCGCUCUUCCAGAGUGAUUCGGCCCAUUUUGAGGGCGAGUGGAAUCUACAAGUGGAUGCCCCGUGCACUCACCUGAUGGACUUCAGCGAUUUUUAUGUGUUGCCGAACUCACCACUUCCGAGUGCGUGGCGCAUGUCCGAGGGGGCCCUUGUUGACGCCUUGGCAUUGGAGCGCCCCUUCGUCUCGAAGCAUUUGUUGGAGAUGCGCGGUUGGUGGCAUUUGUUUGGAACUAGCACUUUGGCUGAUACUAACGCGCAGCUUGAAAAACGGCGGAUUCAGUUAUCAUCGAGUCCGCGUCACAGGAACGCUGCGUCGAUGGUUACGGAUGAUGGCAUCAUCUUACCAUGCAAACCAAAAUUUUGCAUGUGUUGGUUCAUGGAAUUAUGCGACAGCGAAGUGGUAUUGUGGGCUACAGCUGAAGCUGAGCGCAUUUGCGGGUCGGUGCUAAGUGGGACGUCGGCCGCUUCACGCGUAUUUUCGCAAAUUGACAUGUGGCUACCAUUGUCCGGUGUGCCUUGACCACGGCCUUUCGUGUCCGCUCACGAUUCCUCAAAAUUGCCGUCAAUGCGAAGCGAGUUUGCGAUUGCAUGCACGGUCUUUCGAUUGUGAAGUUCAGAGUUGCUUAAAUCGUACAGUAUGUUGGAUGUGCUUGUUCUGCGAUGUCAGCGAUCGAAAGGCCAUCGCACUCUGCACUCGGAAUGAGGGGCUUUCGGCGUGCCCUCUGAUAUGACACUCAUUCAGAGCCGCCCGAA